GAGGAGCGGUUUGACCUUCCCAAGAUGGCGCGCGGAGGCAGUAAGAAGCUGCGGCGCUCGGCCGCGGCCCUGGAGGUUGGGCGGCGCCGACGGCUGGGCCAAGGACACAAGCAGCUGAAGAAAGAUCCCGGAGUCCCCAAUGUCGGGGUUUUUAAGGAUCAUGCCGGGCGAGAGGCUGAGAAACGGAGGCAGAGGAUGGAGGAGCAGGCAGAGAGACAGAAGGCAGCCCGGGAGAGGAGCCUGGUUCCGCACCGAAGCCUGCAGGGCUUCCAGCACGAUGCUCAGCAGCGACAGCGAGAGUUUGAACAGAUGGAGACGGACCUUUGGGAACUCCAGCAGAGCCUGACCCUGGAGACAGAGAGCUCACGGAAAGCCUACUACAGGGAAUUCAAGAAGGUGAUUGAAGCCUCAGACGUGGUGCUGGAAGUGUUGGACAGCAGGGACCCCCUGGGCUGCAGAUGCCCCCAGGUGGAACAGGCCGUCUUCCAGUCAGGAGCAAACAAGAGGCUGGUGCUGGUUCUGAACAAGAUCGACCUGGUGGCCAGGGAGGUGCUGGAGAAGUGGCUGAAAUAUCUACGCAAUGAGCUGCCCACUGUGGCCUUCAAAGCCUGCACUCAGGCCCAGAACCGAAACCUGCACCGUAGCAGGGUCCCAGUGGAGUGCGCGCCCUCGGAGCUCCUGCACAGCACUGCGUGUGUGGGAGCGGACAACCUGAUGAGGCUGUUGGGAAGUUACUGCCGUAGCCGUGAUGUCAGGACCACCAUCACUGUCGGGGUCGUCGGAUUACCGAACGUUGGGAAGAGUAGCCUGAUCAACAGCCUGAAGAGGGCACGGGCCUGCACUGUGGGAGCAACACCAGGAGUCACCAAGUGCCUGCAGGAGGUCCACCUUGAUAAACACAUAAAGCUGCUGGACUGUCCGGGGAUCGUCAUGGCGACCGCUCCCUCUGACGUUAGUGUGAUCCUGCGGAACUGUGUGAAGAUCGAACGACUGGCAGAUCCUGUGGGACCUGUCGCUGCCAUCCUGAAACGGUGUAACAGGGAACAGGUGAUGCAGCAUUAUAACAUCCCGGAAUUCCGAGACCCACAGGAAUUCCUCGCUCUCCUAGCCCGUCGGCUGGGGAAGCUGAGGAAGGGCGGCUUACCUGACCAUGAGAAAGCUGCCAAGCGUGUGCUGUCUGACUGGACAAGUGGGAGGAUCUCUUACUACACCGAGCCCCCAGAGACCCACUCACUGCCCACCCACCUCAGUGCGGAGAUUGUCUCUCAGCUCGGAGAGGCUUUCGAUAUCGAGGCACUCGACAGGGACAACCAGGAGGCACUCAGCAAGGUGGAUCUCCCGGAGGCGAAGAUGGCUGCCCUGAGCAGUGAGGUGAGGGAAAUGGAGGAGGAUGUGCCGACAGAGGAGAGCGGGAUACAGCCAUCGCACAGUGAGAGUGCACCACCGUCACCGGCAGUGACUGUGACCCUCGGAGGGACGAGGGAGAAGGGCAAAGCCAGUGGGCAGAGACCGCUGGCAGCCCCACCCCUGGCAGACCUUCAGCUGAUCGGGCAGAUUGACCCCCUGUGCCAGGGACAGGCACUGAGGGCAGCGGGCAAACGGAGGAGACGGCUCCAGAAACGGGCAGAUAAACUGGCGACAAAGCUCUCACACACACUCUCCGCCGCGAUGGACCUCUCACUGGACUGACAGCCCGGGACAUUGGGGACAGGAGCUGGAGAGGGUGGCGAGGCAGGGUGAGAAAGCGAGGGCAGCUCCAGACCCCUCUGUUUCCCCCCUCCCCGGCAUCAGCGCCCACCCCCCUCUCCACACCUUCAACCCCAGGGGUGUCCAUCUUACCGCAAAGCACAUUUGUUGUUGCGGGGGGUGGGGAGUUUGCCAGCGGUGCGGGGGGUUUGUGAAGGAGAGGUGUUCAUGUCUGUGGGGCAUCUCUGACUCCACAAAACCCCACCCCCCCUCGAGUACCCCUACAAUAAACGUUAUUUAUUUCCACAGUCUGUCUGGCGAAACCCAA
Messenger RNA from Hemiscyllium ocellatum (epaulette shark), 2014 nucleotides. RefSeq names its product G protein nucleolar 3 like (gene gnl3l). Lineage: Eukaryota; Metazoa; Chordata; Chondrichthyes; Orectolobiformes; Hemiscylliidae. Gene Ontology annotation, cellular component: nucleolus. The record is from RefSeq and is a predicted model, not a curated record. The coding region runs from base 25 to 1689 and encodes 554 amino acids. Gene Ontology annotation, molecular function: GTP binding. The transcript has 15 exons.